AUGGCCGACGAAGACGCUGACUGGGCCAGAGCACUCGGUGGCGACCCUACCAACGUUGGAGGUGUUGUCCCAUCGCUUGAUGGUGCAGAUGCCAUCAAACACUCCGCAGACGCCAUCGAUUUCGAGGACGAAGACGAGCUGGCAGAUGAUGAGCUGCCCGAAGAGGAGGAAGCAACCGGAAACAACGUGAUUGAGGAGGAUGAGGAGAUGAUUGUCGAGGAGGAAGCUGGUCUAUCCAUGUCUGGGAACGAUAGCCUGGGUGGCUUCCAGUUCCACAUUGGCGAGGAUGAGCUUGGAGGAUUUGAUCUGGGAGAUGACGAACAUUGGAGCCAGAGCUGGGGAGGCAACGAAAUGGACGAGCUGCCUGUGAUGGACGAGUACGAUGAUGGUGGUGUUGUCCAUGCUGGAAUGUUGAAUAACAAUGCCAACAGCAACAACCAUGUCGUGCAUGCCGGUGAACCUGGAGAGUCAGACGAAGAGAUGGAGAUGGAGGCUGCUGGAGGCGACGGGCUGGACAUGAAGCUUGACGCAGAUGAGCUAGGCGAACUGGGAAAGUUAGGGCCUGCCGACAAGAUGGACGCCUCUGGAUUUGAUGACAUCCAACACAUGAACAUCCAGGAGCUCAAUCUGGAGGAAAUUGCACAGAUGGCGCGUCAGGCUGAUCUUGACAUGCUUGCAAUGUACUUCCCCGGGUUCCAAAAGGGCAAGCCUAUGAAGAUGAACUCGCUCUUCUACAACAAGUUUGCUGUUCUGAGUCUGCCCAAGCCUAACACUGCUCGUCCGUGUGUCCCCACAAAGACUAAGCUGGAGGUGGCGCCAGAUGAGCGUAAGAUGACACGAGGAACAGUGUGGGUGGACCAUGCUAAGCGGCGACCGGGUGUUGUAACAGUCACCGAGGCCGAGACGGGGGACGAUAAGCAGGAACUGGCCCGAGAAAGCAGAACCACACAAUCAGCAACAGACCAGCAGCUGCAUUUCGACAUUACUGACUGGAAGAUCACGUGGGGAGAUGAGGAUGAUGGGGAUGGAGACGUGGAUAUGGAUUGCGAGGGCGAAAAGGUCAAGGAGGAACAAAAAGAGGUUGUUCCACAGCUCGGCGUGCACAGAAACGAAGAGGCCUGGAACGACGAGGCCUUGUUUGAAGGCGAUGCUCUCAGUCAGGUGAAGAAGGUCAACCUCGAUAUGAACGACCCCAACCUACUGUUCAUCAACACAGAUGGUCGUGUAUCGAAGAAUGUGACUCCUGCCAUUCCCUCCACCGAACUACAGCUUCGAAACAGAUUUAACCUCAGUAACGACCGAGCCUACGAUAUGCUCAAGGAGAACACACAGAGCAAGGUACGAGCCACUAUUGGCAAUCUGUCUAUCGAUCACUCCAUGCCAGCUCUCCGACUGCAAAGUCCAUUCUACAAAGUGCGAAUCUCGAAGCCUCAGGCUCGUUCGUUCCAUCGGCCAUCAUUUGUGGUGAAACCCAACACUACUGUUCACUUUUCGCGAAUGAAGAUCCGAAAGAAGAAGCGAGACAGGGGAAAGCCUAUCAAGGAUCUUUUGGCCAAGACUACGGACUUGUCGUUGGGUGACUCUGCUCAGUACUUCCUCAUGGAGUACGCUGAGCAAUUCCCCAUGACCCUCUCCAACUACGGAAUGGGCUCUAAGAUGAUCAACUAUUACAGAAAAGCUUCUCCUGAGGAUACUUCCCGACCUAAGCUCCCCGUUGGAGAGACACAUGUUCUGUCGGUCCAGGACAAGUCUCCCUUUUGGAACUUUGGAUUCGUCGAGCCGGGUAAGAUUGUGCCUACUCUGUACAACAAGAUGAUCCGAGCCCCCGUAUUCAAGCAUACACCACGUGACACAGAUUUUCUUAUGAUCCGAUCAACUGGAGGCGAUGUGACUGGGGCUGGCCAAAAGUACUUUCUGAGAAAUAUUCCACAUGUCUUCACUGUCGGUCAAACAUACCCCGUGACUGACGUACCCGGGCCACACUCUCGAAAGGUAACCACGGCUUCCAAAAACCGGCUCAAGAUGAUUGUCUAUCGAGUGCUAAACGCAUCACCUUAUCAUAGAAUCAACGUGAAGGAUAUCGCCGAACAUUUCCCUGAUCAGAUUGACACUCAAAACCGACAGAGGCUCAAGGAGUUUAUGGAGUAUCAGCGAACAGGUGAGGAUCAGGGUUACUGGAAGGUCAAGCCUACCGAUACUCUUCCUGGCGAGGACGGCAUCAGAACCAUGAUCACACCCGAGGACAUCACUCUCUUGGAGGCCAUGCAGGUUGGUGUUCAGAACCUUGAGGAUGCUGGAUAUGGUCGAACUGACGACAUUGAGAGCGACCAUGAGAAUGGCGAGGAGUCUGGUCUUUCUCUGGAGGAGCAGUCUGCUCCAUGGAACCUGACCAGAAACUUCAUCAACGCUACCCAGGGCAAGGCCAUGCUGCAGCUGCAUGGCGAGGGUGAUCCUUCUGGUCGAGGCGAGGGUUUCUCAUUCCUCAAGACUUCCAUGAAGGGUGGUUUUCAGGCCGCUGGUGAGUCUGUCAAUGAGAAGCUUGACAAGAGCAAGUUUGGCGGACACAAGUACAACGUGGCCCACCAGCAGCGUGCAUACGACGAUGAGAUCAGCCGAAUCUGGUAUGCCCAGUGUCGAGCUCUCAGCAACACCAAGGUACCUGAAGAGAACGACGAAGAUUCAAAAUGGGCCGAUGCUGAGGAGCAGCGAGAACAACAAGAGCGGGUGUCUACGCCUGGUUUCACUAGCGCAGCCUUCCCCGACGAUGAUAACAUGUCGCUCAUGUCAGGCGACUCGGCCAUGCAGCAGCGCAACAAGGUGCUGCGAAUCACGCGAAUGGUCAAGGACGAGCACGGUAUCAUCCAGCGAAAGGUCGAGACCAUCAAGGACCCCAGUGUCAUUCGAGCAUACAUUCGACGACGAAAGCUGAUGGACGAGGCCAAGCUAACACUCGACGACUUAGACCCCACCAACGACGAGGAGGCCAACAAGCGAAACAAGCGGCUGCUGGAGGAGCGGCUGGAGGAUCUGCGAAAGAAGGGCGAGCGACGAAAGCAGCGACAGGCCCAGAAGCAGGGUCUCAACACAAUCAACCUCGGCACCGACACUCCUCCCCCUUCAGGCAAGGGUGUCGGCAAAGGCAAGGGUCCGCGACAGUGCAAGAACUGUGGUGCAUAUGGCCACAUUCGAACCAACAAGAGUUGUCCCAUGUACAACCAACUCGAGGGACCUGCCAACCUGUAG
Molecule: messenger RNA, 3243 nt
Organism: Yarrowia lipolytica CLIB122
Lineage: Eukaryota; Fungi; Ascomycota; Dipodascomycetes; Dipodascales
Biological process (GO): transcription by RNA polymerase II; RNA polymerase II preinitiation complex assembly
Cellular component (GO): transcription factor TFIID complex
Molecular function (GO): TBP-class protein binding; histone acetyltransferase activity; RNA polymerase II general transcription initiation factor binding
Source: RefSeq, a predicted model, not a curated record